Messenger RNA from Spodoptera frugiperda (fall armyworm), 2293 nucleotides. RefSeq names its product cAMP-regulated phosphoprotein 19 (gene endos). The transcript is spliced from 4 exons. The record is from RefSeq and is a predicted model, not a curated record. The coding region runs from base 189 to 536 and encodes 115 amino acids. Gene Ontology annotation, cellular component: cytoplasm. Gene Ontology annotation, molecular function: protein phosphatase inhibitor activity. Lineage: Eukaryota; Metazoa; Arthropoda; Insecta; Lepidoptera; Noctuidae.
AUUGCAACAUUUUUUGAAAACGCCAUUUUUUACGUUACGAAAAUCACGAGAAUUUGCGAUUUGUUGUUAAUUUUAACGAAAUAAUCGAUUGUGUUGAAUUCUUGAUAUUACUAUUGCUGUAAUUAUAAUUAGAUGUGCAAAACAUCCACGUAGAUACUGACUCGGAAGAUCAAUACCAAGUAAUCAAAAUGAGUGAUUCUCCUGAUCAGCCUGAGCCCCCAAAGGACCCAAAGGAGUUGGAAAAAUUAGAGGAAGCAAAAUUAAAGGCGAAGUUUCCUAAUGCCAUGCUUGGAAGAGGACCAGGAGGCCACUCUGCAUUCCUACAGAAGAGGCUAGCUAAAGGGCAAAAAUUCUUCGACUCUGGAGAUUACCAAAUGGCUAAACAGAGGCCAGGCAACUUGGCUCAACCAUUCAAGGCUCCUGCUGCCCCUGCUAAGCUGCCAACUGGUGAUGCCAUCCCCACUCCUGAAACCGUCCCGCUGCGCAAGACAUCCAUCAUCCAGCCCAAGUUCCAGGCGCCCAGCCAGACUUCCUAGCCCACAGUGUCCGUUGUUGACAUUAGGCCGUGUCACUAACUAAUAUUCCAGAAGGCCUGUACAAUGUUCUCUUCUACAAUCAUUAUAAACAUGGCUUCACUAAGUUAAUAGAAUGCAAGUGACUGUUUGCACAUUCCCAGUCGAAGCUCCUUAUUAUAUGAGCAUUAUUAUCAAAUAAAUAUUUGCAUGCAUUGUUUUCCUAGUGAGGCCUAGAACAGAUAUAUAAAGUGUAUGAGAUAAACAUAAUGAUUGCAUUACAUCACAUUUUAAUCACAUACAUUUUAUUUGUUUCUAUCAAUAAUCUAUUGUAGAAAGUCAUUGUAUUUUAGGGCACAUUUUUAUUUUGCAAGUAACGCGUCGCACUCGGCAUCGCUUUUAUUUUUAUAUAAAUGUUCACUUACAAUAAUGUUGCAUUAAUUCAUUUCUCAUCACAUAACAUUUUUCUUAGCACCUUGAUUGAUAGUUAAUUAUCUACAUUGUGAUUCGUAAUUAGUCUGUGUUGAAAUUUAAACAAAACUUUUAUAAGAACAGCUGUUAUAUUGAUGUAUAAUAAAAUUAAUAAAUUAGUUAUAGUGUUGUGUGUUAAGGAUGCGUGUGAAUUAUGUUCUAAUGAUAUUGUCAUAUUCUUGUUCAUCUCUAGCCAUGUGCCAGUGGUUAAGUUAAUGUCGUCACUUGCCAAACAUGCCUGUAAACGGGUGUUGUUUGUGGUAUUGUGGUACACUACUCAUAUGCUUCACGCUGCACUGAUUCUAACAUGACGCAUACAUAUUUACCGAACUUUUUGACUUCUGCGAAAGUGACGAUUGUAUGAUCUUGCCCAAAGUAUUUGCAAGGUCUUAUUAAUUGUAUCCAAAAUAAAAAAUGUUACAAUAUCUUUUAUAAAAUAUUUAUUUUAAAUGAUCCAGUGAUAAGUAAUAAAAUAUGGCUGACAUGUAAAAUAACAUCAGAUGCAGCAAAACUGGCUAUGUUAAAUUUUUUACGUAAAAUUAUUCCAGCUAAUAUUAGUACUAGUAGUUCAAUGUUAGAUUGGUUGAAUCUUUGUUCUAUAGUAAUGGCCAGAUAUAGACACGUUCUUUUAGAUAUAAACAUAUGCUGUAGAAUGUAUUGUCAUCACUUUUUAAAAACCAGUAAUGUACAUAAUAUGUGUCAGUUUUAACAAAAAAUGUAAUGCUUUAGAAAUAGAUGAAUCAUGUAAUAUCAAUAUAUUCACAUAAUUAUGUAUCCAGUAAUAUUUCAAUGUGAUGGCAGUAGAGACUGUAUAUAUGCCAUAGUACUGAGUAAAUAAGAGGGUAAAAUACAUGAAUAAGGAUUAAAAUAAGACAAUGGACUUGAGAUCUGCUCUCUAGUGCGCUGAACACAAGAUAUGAGCAUAGAAACCAUUUGGGCAAGUGUUUUAUUUUUAUACAUGUAGCUCAUUUGCGCGAUUUUUGUAUGUGUUAAGUACAUUUUAGGAGCCUAGACAUAAUAUAGUUUGCUUUACCAGAAGGUAAUGCUUUCACUGCUAAGCUCCUAGAAUGCGCCUAAACCUCACGGUGUGAUUGUCGUCGGCAGUCUCUUAGUUUCAUGUUUUACUCACGUAAUAUUGAUGUUCGUCUAUAAAAUAGAUUGUAAAGCAGUCUGUAUUGCGUGUCAAUAGCCGGGACGUACAAACCACAUGUAUAACGUUCGCACGAGAGUGAUAAGUGAAUGGUAUGGAUUAAGGGAAUGUUGAAAAGAUAGCUACUAUUAAAUAUAAAAUAAAUUCUUGGUAAAAAAAA